AUGGCACACAAUAACACCUGGCAUCAGGUAUUCAUACCCACUGUUGCACACUGGGCUAGUGGAGACAUUGAGCUGUGGGGCCCUGAUGACCAUGAAUUAAGGGACAUCAUACAAGAUAUCUGGGACCAUAUAUACAAGGGUAAGAUCGAGCAUGAAAUUUCCAGUUCUGGCACUGUUUUGAAAGUAGCCAAACAAUGCCUCAUGGAAUGGCGCGGAGGGUUUGGUGUUGCUGCUUGUUCCAUUCUUACAGCAUUUUUUGCACAGGACACUGAUUUCCUGGAUCUGGAGGCUUGCAAGGAAUUUUCACAAGCCAUGCUGAAACAAAACCACUUUAUAUUCAGGGAUAAUGCUGGGCUCGCUCCCAAGGCUUGGAUGGGCAUGUGGAAGGCCUCCUUCAUACUCCAGACAUUUGCAUCCCACCUCAAUUUCACCUAUGGCCAUGUUGAAAUUCCCGACCUCCACACCAAAGAAAUUAGUGUGUGGGCCACCUUUACCUUUGCUGUUACUGCAGUGUGCCGUAUUCUUCAGCUAGUUGUGGAUGGGAAUAUGACCUUCAAAAUCAUUUCAGAAACCCGUGCCAAGCGCACCAAAGCUACGAAGACAGACAAUGGAGAUAUUUGGACACCCAUCAUCAAGAAGGGCGAGCAAUUUGCCUUUAGCAAACCCGUCUGGGGGCCUAUGACCCAGAAGUUCAUGCAGCCCAUCAUAGUGCUUCCUGACGAGAACUUCACGAGCAUAGUGCAAGAGGCACAGCAGUAUGCCAAGCAUCUGAGAAGUACUGGGAGCUCGAGGGCCACAAGUAAUGUCAUGCCCAAUGAGGACAAUAGAUUCGCAGACCUGUUUGCAUUCUGUUAA
Messenger RNA from Suillus paluster, 855 nucleotides. RefSeq lists its product as uncharacterized. NCBI's taxonomy places the organism in Eukaryota, Fungi, Basidiomycota, Agaricomycetes, Boletales, Suillaceae. Bases 1 to 855 code for a protein of 284 amino acids. The record is from RefSeq and is a predicted model, not a curated record. The transcript has 5 exons.